This is a messenger RNA of Carlito syrichta (Philippine tarsier), 2016 nucleotides long. RefSeq names its product pleckstrin homology and RhoGEF domain containing G6 (gene PLEKHG6). The annotation marks the transcript as partial. Gene Ontology annotation, molecular function: guanyl-nucleotide exchange factor activity; GTPase activator activity. Lineage: Eukaryota; Metazoa; Chordata; Mammalia; Primates; Tarsiidae. The record is from RefSeq and is a predicted model, not a curated record. The transcript has 13 exons.
AUGCAGACCGCCGGUCCUCCCGAAGGGGGCCCCCGCCAAGGACUCGUGGCCUCUCGCAUUGAGGCUUACGGGGGCCGGCAUCGGGGCCCUGCCCAGAGCACUGCGGGCAGUCUCUGUCCCCAAGAAGGCCCUGUGCGGGAUUUCAGCCGCCGCCUCCAGCCCUAUGUCCACUUUGCCAAGGGUUCCCGAGGCCUGUCUCCCAUGAGGCUGCGGGAACCAGAGCCCGAGAAGAAGCCUGGAGGCCACUGGGGGGCUGGCCCACCUUACUCCCCCAAACUCAAGGAUGUCGCCAAGGCCCCCAGCCUGGAGGUGAGGCUGCACGUCUUCAGCAUGUUUGGGAUUCCUCGCCUGCCCCCCGAGGACCGGCGGCACUGGGAGAUGGGAGAGGGUGGUGACAGUGGCCUGGCCAUCGAGAAGUCCUGGAAGGAGCUGGUGCCCGGGCACAAGGAGAUGAGCCGGGAGCUUUGCCACCAGCAGGAGGCACUGUGGGAGCUCCUGACCACCGAGCUGAUCUACGUGAGAAAGCUCAAGAUCAUGACCGAUCUCCUGGCUGCCGGCUUGCUGAACCUGCAGCGCGUGGGCCUGCUGACCGAGGUGUCAGCUGAGACCCUAUUUGGAAAUGUCCCCAGCCUGAUUCGAGCCCACCGGAGCUUUUGGGAGGAGGUGCUAGGGCCCACCCUGGAGGAGACCCGCACCUCGGGCCAACCCCUGGACCCCAUCGGCCUGCAAAGCGGCUUCCUGAUGUUUGGCCAGCGAUUCCAGACCUACAUCCAGUACUGCCUGCGGGUGAAGCAGACCAUGGCCUACGCCCGGGAGCAGCAAGAUACGAACCCUCCCUUCCGCGCCUUCGUGCAGUGGUGUGAGAAGCACAAGCUCUCGGGGAGGCAGACGCUGGGCGACCUUCUCAUCAAGCCCCAACAGCGCAUCACCAAGUACCCGCUGCUGCUCCAGGCCGUGUGCAAGAGGACCCCGACCCCCCGGGCCCGGGAGGCUCUGACGGCCAUAGUGGGCCACCAGGAGGCGUCCUCUCGCCCUUUGGGGAAGGGCAGAGGGAGAAAGGUGCUGGUGGCAGCACAGGGGGCGCCCUUGGCCGGGAUGUUGAGACAGCCUGUCCAGCUCCCUGACCCUCCCCUCUGGGGCCCUCAGUACCUGCGACAGUUCUCCACCCUGGACCUGAUGGCCCCCGUGCUGGGGGUUGCCCCCGAGCACACCAGACAGCUGCUGCUGGACGGACCUGUGCGCGUAAAGGAGGGGCGAGAAGGGAAGCUGGACGUGCACCUGUUCCUCUUCUCUGAUGUCCUCCUGGUGACCAAGCCCCAGCGCAAGGCGGACAAAGCCAAGGUCAUCCGCCCCCCUCUCAUGCUGGAGAGGCUUGUGUGCCAACCCCUGCGAGACCCAAGCAGCUUCCUGGUGAUCCAUCUCACCGAAUUCCAGUGCGUGUCCAGCGCCCUCACUGUGCACUGCCCCAGCGCCACGGUCUGUACCCGGUGGCUGCAGAAGACCAAGCAGGCCCAGGACACCCUGCAGAAGCUGAAGGCAGAGGAGUACGUCCAGCAGAAGAGAGGGCUCCUGGCCCUCUAUCGGGACCAGGAGAGGGAGUGCCCCAGCACCAGGCCCUCCACGCCCUCCCUGGAGGGCUCUCAGAGCAGUGCGGACGGGAGGACUUCGGAGUUCUCCACCAGCAUCCCCCACCUGGUGGUGACCGAGGACACGGACGAGGACUCCCCGGCUGCUCCGGACGACACCUCGGACUCUGGCUACGGCACCCUGGUCCCGAGCUCCCCCAAGGGCUGCCGCUCCCCGCUGAGCCGGCUUCGCCAGCGGGCCCUUCGGCGGGACCCUCGUCUCAGCUUCUCCACCCUUGCCCUCCGCGCCGUUCCGCGGCGCCCCCGGCCUCCCGACCCCCAAGCUGCCCAGCGCCGAAGCGCGCCCGAACUGCCGGCAGCGACCCGCCAAGGAUGGAGUCUUCCCCGGGGGGGCGCGCCGGCCUGGUCCGAGGACGAAGACGGGGCCUCA